Molecule: messenger RNA, 11654 nt
Organism: Coccinella septempunctata (seven-spotted ladybird)
Lineage: Eukaryota; Metazoa; Arthropoda; Insecta; Coleoptera; Coccinellidae
Gene: Nipped-A
Product: transcription-associated protein 1
Exons: 34
Coding region: 200-11566 (3788 amino acids)
Biological process (GO): DNA repair; regulation of DNA-templated transcription
Cellular component (GO): nucleus; NuA4 histone acetyltransferase complex; SAGA complex
Molecular function (GO): protein binding; transcription coregulator activity
Source: RefSeq, a predicted model, not a curated record
UUCAUUCACUUCACACAAUUUUGAAAAGUAAGGUUAUUUAUACUUAAAAAUGUAAACAUUUAGACAAUAAUGGAAAUUAAUAAAAAAUUAUGAUAUAAAAAUGAAUAAAAGCAUAAAAGUAUUGUUCAAAAAUAAUAAGUUCAUAUAAGGUUGUGUAUUGUUUUGUUAUUACUUCGAAGUUUUGACUUGAAUCGAAAAUAUGGCAGGGGUAGAUCACCAAACUAUGCAAAUGAAUCAAUUUAGGAGCUAUGUAACUAUGCUGGCAGAUCCUAGCGCUAAAGAGGAUCUAAAACUCAAAGCAGCACAAGAGAUUAGUGAGAAUCUUGAGAUUAUCCUAGCAUCUCCCCAUUAUCCGUUAUUUCUGCAACAUUCCAUGCAUAUAUUUAUAAAUAUCUUAGAUACUGGUGAACCCCUAUUUAUAGCAGAAUAUAAUUUGCAACAGAUUCGAAAGCUCAUUCUAGAAAUGCUCUACAGGCUUCCAACAAAUGACACUCUGAAACCAUUUGUUAAAGGCAUGUUGACCCUUAUGUUGAAACUGCUCGAGGUCGAUAACGAAGUCAACGUUUUAGUUUGCUUAAAGAUUAUAAUUGAACUGCAUAAAGUGUACAGACCUGCAUUCAACCAAGAGAUACAACAUUUUUUACAAUUUGUCAAAACCAUUUACUCGGACUUACCUAGUCAUAUGAACAGAAUAUUUGAACCUAAAGCGCCAAUUAAAGUUUCCGAUCUGAUGGAACUGAACAAUCUGGACGAAUUGCUACAGGGAACUUUUACGAUGACGACCAUACAGACUGAACAGAGGAAAGAGGACGGGAGUUUUGUUGCUUACUACUUGAUUCCAAAAUCGGUACUCUCCCUUAAAGUUUUACAAGAGCUACCCAUUAUUGUUGUGCUGAUGUAUCAGUUGUAUAAAAAAAGCGUACAUCAAGAUGUUGCAGAUUUUAUUCCUCUAAUAAUGAGUACAAUAACGUUGCAACCAACGAUCGAUCAGAGGGAAUCGGAAAGUUUCAACAAGGAAAUUUUCGUGGAUUUUAUGGGUGCACAGGUGAAAACGUUAUCGUUCCUCGCUUACAUAAUCAAAAUUUACCAAGACGUUGUGCAGCAGCACUCUCAACUCCUAGUUCAAGGCAUGAUAGGCCUCCUUUCUCUUUGUCCAAUGGAAGUGGCUCAUUUGCGAAGAGAAUUGUUGAUUGCUGCUAGACAUAUUCUAGCCACCGAGCUGAGAAAUAAGUUCGUCCCUUACAUCGAUAGGCUUUUCGACGAAGAUGUACUGCUUGGAAGAGGGUGGACAACGCACGAAUCACUGAGACCUCUUGCCUAUUCUACGCUCGCAGAUUUAGUUCACCACGUCAGACAACAAUUGACCAUGCCGGAUUUGAUCAGCGCAAUCCAUCUCUUCAGCAAAAACGUGCAUGAUGACAGUUUGGCAGCAACAAUUCAGACGAUGUCAUGUAAAUUGCUGUUGAAUUUGGUCGAAUGUGUUCGGGUACGGUCAGAGGCAGAGAACAAUCCGGAAGGUAGGGAAUUACUUCUGCGAAUGUUGGAGGUGUUCAUUCUCAAAUUCAAGACUAUCUCGAAAAUUCAGCUACCGAUACUCAUUAAUAAGUGCAAACAGCAGUCUCAGAACGCUGCUCAGGUAACGUCUCAACAGGUGGAUGUUAAGACCGAACCUGAUCAGAAGGUCAGUACGGGAGAUCUUCUAGAAUCUUCUCUAUCGGGAUCUCAAGGAACGCAAUCCAAAGAGGAGAGGUCCAAGUUCGGGUUUCCCCAAAGUAACAAUUAUAACGUCACCGAUUACAGGAGUCUGGUUAAGACUCUGGUUUGUGGCGUGAAGACGAUCACUUGGGGUUGUUCCAGCGUCAAGGUGCCUUCCGGUCAACCUUUCAAUAAUCCCAAAUAUUUUCACCCCCACGAAACUUUGGGUUAUGUCAGGCUCGUUAGAUGGGCUUUGAAAGCCUUGGAUAUUUAUACCUUGUCUCCGGGGCCGCUACCGGCUGGUGUCAUCCAGAGGAUCAAUACGCAGAAUAUGAGGACCAAAGAGGAGAAAGAGGUCCUGGAACAUUUCAGUGGAGUGUUCUCCAUGAUGAACACCCAGACCUUUCACGAGAUAUUCUCGACGACGAUCGAGUACCUCGUGGAGCGUGUCUAUAAGAACCCGACGCUGCAGACAAUUCCGAAUACCCUGUUGGCCAAUCCGCAGACAAGUCCCAUUUUCGCGACGGUUCUGGUCGAGUACCUGUUGGAGAGGAUGGAAGAGAUGGGUUCAAAUUUAGAACGGAGCAACCUGUACCUCAAACUGUUCAAAUUGGUGUUCGGCAGCGUGUCCCUGUUCCCAACGGAGAACGAAAACAUGCUCAGGCCGCACCUGCAUCAAAUAGUGAAUAGGUCGAUGGAGCUGGCUAUGAGUGCCAAGGAACCUUAUAACUAUUUUCUACUUCUCCGGGCACUUUUUCGUUCUAUUGGGGGAGGCAGUCACGAUCUGCUGUACCAAGAGUUCCUCCCGCUGCUGCCCAAUCUACUUGAGGGACUUAACAGACUCCAGAGCGGCCUGCACAAGCAACACAUGAAGGACCUUUUCGUGGAACUCUGCCUAACGGUCCCGGUGAGGUUGAGUUCUCUGUUACCAUAUCUGCCAAUGUUGAUGGAUCCUUUAGUGUCGGCACUGAACGGUUCACCAGUCCUCGUCAGCCAAGGACUGAGGACCCUUGAACUUUGCGUGGACAACCUCCAGCACGAUUUCUUAUACGAGCACAUCCAGCCUGUGAGGGCCGAUUUGAUGCAAGCUCUCUGGAGGACUUUGCGGAACAAUGACUCGGUAGCUUUCAAAGUUUUAGGUAAAUUUGGGGGAGGCAAUAGGAAGAUGAUGAUCGAGCCACAAAAACUGGAGUAUGUGUCGUCGGAUUUCGAUCCUCCGGCUAUACUUGUACGUUUCAACGAUUACUCCCAGUCUAUCGAGUUUCCGGUGCAGAAAGUCAUCGAGACUGCUUUCAACGCACUCAAACAGUCGAAUACAGACUCUUUCUAUAGGAAACAGGCUUGGGACGUAAUAAAUUGUUAUCUGAUGGCCUCGACCAAUCUUUCGGACGAUCGGAGGACUUUGAUCAACCUCUUUAUGCAUCCCAGUUUUCAAGACGCUAAUACUAUACCUCACGUCAAGGGAUCCACUUAUAAGUCGAUCUAUAAGCAAGCUAGAGAGACUCAUCAGACCGCUUUGACUGGCAUGUAUGUUGCGGCAGCAAUUAAAGAACUAAGGGAGAGAGUCGUGCCGGCUAUGGUCUCCAUUGUGAGGCAUUACACAAUGGUGGCUGUAGCCCAACAGGCGGGGAUGUUCGCCUACGCCCCCAAGCCCAACGAACAGGUGGUGUUGGAUCCAUUAGUUCUCAUAGACGCGUUAGCUGUCAUAAUGGGUCACGAAGAGAAGGAACUGUGCAAACCAGGACAUGUCGGGAUGGUUCUAAUCGUCGACACUGCAUCCACUCUCUUGGGAAGCAAAGAGAUGGCCUGCAAACUACCGAUGAUCGAGUACAUGGCCGAGAAGAUGUGCUCCCUGUGCUACGAGAGGGCGUGGUACGCCAAACUGGGCGGCUGCAUAGCGAUCAAGUUCAUGUUCGAGAGCUGCGCCCUGAAAUGGGUCUACGAGCACAUGUUCACCUUCCUAAAGGCCCUGCUGUUCGUCAUGAUGGACCUCACCGGCGAGGUGUCCAGCGGCGCCCUGGACAUGGCCAAGAACAACCUGGAGAAGAUGCUGAUAGUGUGCGUGACGCCGCCGCCGGCGAACUCCGAUCAGUCGACCAGGGAGCUGCAACGCAAGGCUCUGUACGAUAUAACGCACGAGCUGGUUAGGCAGGUGACCAGCACCUACGCCCUCGUCAGGGAGCAGGCCAUGCGGUCGUUGAGACUGUUGGCGGAGAAACAGAACAAGUCCGUCACGGAGGUGAUGGAACCAUUCAAGGACGUCUUGGCCGAUAUGGUACCACCGAAGAAACACCUACUCAGGCAUCAGCCGGCCAUAGCCCAAAUGGGGUUGAUGGACGGUAAUUAUUUCUGCAACACCUUGAAUCCCAGACUUUUCACCAUGAAUAUGGAGAUUAAGGAGCAUAAUUUAUUCAUCGGAGAUCUACUCUCGAUAUGCAACACUGAAGAUACGAAAUUGAACAGUUAUUCUUGCUACAAGUCGAUGACUAAUUUUAUACCGUUGAGGAGGAGCGCUUUGAGAGUCUUGGCCUCUUGUUAUUAUUUAGAGGACGUUAGGGAGCAGAUUUUCCAAGUUUUGUACAGGGCACUGGAGAAGCCGAAUGCUGAACUGCAGGAGACGGCUUUUGAGUGCAUGAAACAAUUCAUUGCCGGAUAUCCGGUGGAGAAGGAACUUGUCCACCCUACGGUGAGACCUUUACUGAUGACUCUUGGCGACGUCAAGAAUUUAACCUUAAACGGUGUCAAGAUGCUUUCGUACCUGACCCAACUCUUCCCCUUGGUAUUCAACGAGAAGCUUUGCGAACAACUGUCGGAGAUCCUGAAGCAGCUGUUGGACAACUUGAUCAACAGUCACAAGAGUUCGAACGGGGUGUCUAAAAAAGGGGAGGAGGAGCAGAAGAUUGCUACCAUUAUAAGUAUAUUCCACCAGACCCCUGCGGCUUCUUCGAAGUUCAUCACUCUGCUAGUUACUUUGAUCCUUCAGACGGAGAAAGCUAUGUCGAUCGAGGCCAGUUCCCCCUUCAGGGAGGUGCUGAUGAAGUUUUUGUUGCGUUAUCCCGCGGAAACGCUGGAGAUGAUUUUGAGCGACGUUCAUGUUCAGGACUUGCAGUACCACAGAUUUCUGAUCUACCUGAUAAAGCACAAAGACGGCAGGCCGUUCCGCGAAUACAUACAGACGCACAUGGUGAACAGGCUGAUCGUGAUGGCCUCCUUCUGGAUAAACCAGAACGACCGCCUGUCCCUGCAGUACCAGGCGGUCAGGAUCGUAUCCCUGCUGGUCAAGUACGACGACCAGUGGCUGGCCACGCAGCAGAAGCUGGUCGACACGGUCAAGCAGAUCUGGUGCGACGAUUCGUACCAGCUGAGGCACCAGAACGUGAGGGAGAUCGAGAUCGAGCACUGGAAGGAGCCCAAGCUGCUGGUCAAGAUACUGCUGCACUAUUUCUGUCACUAUCCCAACGAUAUCGACCUUCUGUUCCAGCUUUUGAGGGCCACUUGCGAUAGGUUCAUUCCGGGGUUCCAGUUCUUGAGGGAUUUCCUGGAGAACACUGUAGCUCAAAAUUACACGGUUGAGUGGAAGAGGUCGGCUUUCUUCAGGUUCGUGGAACUUUUCCCACUUAGGACCAUGUCGCAGGAGCUGAAGGCCAAGGUGCUGCAGUUGAUCCUGAUCCCAUGUUUCGCUGUCAGCUUCGAGAGGGGUGAAACGAACAAAUUGAUAGGGAGCCCGCCGAUGCCCUACCAGGACAACCCCGACAACGUGGUCUCGGUCUUCAUAAACAAGCUGAUAGACCCCGACAACCCGUUCCCUUCCGCCGACUGCGUGCGCAUCUCCCUCCUGCAAUUCUCCUGCCUGCUGUUCGAGCAGGCCAGUUCGCACUUCCACGACCCCGAGUCGAACAGCAAGACGCAGGGUUACAAGCUGCGACGCCUGAUGACGUUCGCUUGGCCCUGCCUGCUCGUGGAGAACUGCGUCGACCCGGCUACGCGAUACCACGGCCACCUGCUACUCUCGCACAUCAUCUACAAGUACAAGAAGAUCCACAAGAAGAUCGUGCUGCAGGUGUUCCACAGCCUGCUCAAGGCGCACGCCGUCGAGGCCAGGAGCGUGGUCAGGCAGGCCCUGGAGAUAUUAACGCCGUCCGUACCGUUGAGGAUCGAAGAGGGUAGCACGAUGUUGAUCUAUUGGACCAAGAAGAUCAUCGUGGAUGAGGGUCAUUCUAUGCAGCAGCUGUUCCAUAUACUGCAGUUGGUGGUGAAGCAUCACAAGGUUUACUAUCCACUCCGGCAUCAUAUAGUUCAGUACAUGGUGAACUCGAUUCAGAGGUUGGGUUUCAGCCCUACAGCCACCCUGGAACACAGGAAGUUGGCCGUAGAGCUGGCUGAAGUGAUCAUCAAGUGGGAAUUAUACGGUAUCAAGGAGGAGGAGAUAAAAGACGCUAAUGAGAAUGCUCAGGUAAAACGUUCGAUGUACGACGAUAACGACAGGAAAAAACUGGCGGUGUCCCAACCCUCAACUUCAUCCGGUUCGAUGAAGAACGACGCCGCCAGCAAACCCAUAGACAGGGUACACCUAGAGUCGGUGUUCAACUUUCUAGUGAAGAUGCCUUGCACGAUGCACGAGGUACCCCCGCCCACUCAGGCCAAUUCCAUGUCCAGCACCCCCCUGGAACUGCUGGCGCGACGAACGGUCCUGCUCCUGAGGAGCACCUUCAAGCCCGAGAUCUGGCCGCAGAAUUUCCACAUAAAACUGCAGUUCGCCGACGAGAUCUUGGUGGGUCUGGACAUGCCCAACCCGAACAUGUGUAACAUCCUGACGACCCUUGAAGUGUUGACCUUCCUGUUGGGCGUGCUGAAGAAGGAGCAGGUCCUGAACGAGUUCAGGAUGAUCCAGAGAGGUUUGGCGGUGUGUAUCACGUCCACCAAUUCGAAGGUUAUCAAGUUGAUGCACGCUCUACUCACCAAACUGAUGUCGAUAUUCCCUACGGAAAGGACUAAUUCGAAUGUUUCUUGUAAAUAUGAAGAGUUGGACGUGUUGUACACCACCGUCGGGAAGGUGAUCUACGAAGGGCUCAACAACUUCGAGAAAAACGCCCAAGCCAACCCGUCCACCCUGUUCGGCACCAUCAUGCUACUAAAAGCUGCCUGCGCCAGCAACCACUCCUACAUCGACCUCCUGAUCACCCCGUUCAUGCGGGUGCUCCACCGGCUGGCCAAGGAACACCUCCAACCCACCUCGGCCGACUACUCGUCCAUGACCAGCGAACUGCUGAUCCUCAGCCUGGACCUGGUCAAGACCAGGGUGGUCGUGAUGGGUGUGGAGAUGCGCAAGACCUUCAUCGGCAACAUACUGGUCGGCCUGAUCGAGAAGACCCAGGACGUGAAGGUGAUGAAGGCCAUCAUCAAGAUGCUGGAGGAAUGGAUGAAGUGCAAGAGCUACGUCACCCUGAACCAGGCGCCGAGUCUGCGCGAGAAGUCCAUACUGCUCGUCAAGAUGAUGCAGUACGUCGAGAAGCGAUUUAGCGAGGACAUGGACAUAAUGGCCCAGUUCCUCGACCUCAUACUGUUCGUCUACACGGACGCGGCGCUGAAACAGACGGAGCUGACCACGAAGCUGGAGCCGGCCUUCUUGUCCGGACUCAGGUGCACGCAGCCUAACAUACGCGCCAAGUUCUUCAGGGUGUUCGACGAGUCGAUGAAGAGGAGGCUUUACGAUAGGUUGCUAUACAUCGUGUGCUCGCAGAAUUGGGACGCGAUAGGACCGCACUAUUGGAUCAAGCAGUGCAUAGAGCUGCUGAUGGUGACGGUGGUGCCGGACACGCAGAUACAGAUGUCGCACGAGAGCAGCAUACUGCCAAACAUAACGUCCGCCAUCUACUCCGCGAAUGCGCAGAAGAAGGAGGAGUUUAUAAGGACGCAACCCGACAACCUGAACCUCGGCAACAUGAUGGAGGCCCAGGACGAGAUCCUGGAAGUCGAUCUGAACAACGUGGAAGGUUCUCAGGUAGAGGAAAAACCGAUAAACAGGGCCGAAACGGUAUCGAAGAUGAUAAAGAAGCAUUUCGAGUUCAUCGAGGUCGGUAGGAACAUAACCACCGACCAAUUCCUGUUGGCCGCUACCCAACUGUGCCACUUGGACACCAACCUCGCCGAACAGGUGUGGUUGAACCUCUUCCCCAAACUGUGGAAGAUACUGCAGGACGAUCAGAGGUACCAGCUGGGGCGUGAGACGCUUGCCUUCAUCAUUUCUGGUAUUCACAUAAUACAGAAGGAUUGUCAGCCGAACGCAGUUAACACUUUCGUCGAAGCUUUGUGCAGAUGCACGCCCUCCGUCCAGAUGCAGCCGGCCUCGAUGCGAUACCUGGGCAAAUCCUACAACCUCUGGCACAGGAUGACCUUGGGUCUCGAGCAGAUGGCCUACGACCCCUCCUCGAUCAAGAAGACCGCCAACCCGGCCUCCUGCUACGACUUCGAGACAGAGGCCGGCAAGAACGAGCUGCUAGACUCGCUGGGCGACCUCUACCACCUCCUGUGCGAGGAGGACCUGUGGGCGGGGCUGUGGCAGAAGCACGCCCACUACAAGGAGACCGGCGUCGCCAUAGCCUACGAGCAGCACGGCUUCUUCGAGCAGGCGCAGGCCGCCUACGAGGCGGCCAUGGUCAAGCACAAGCAGGACGCGAGCGCAGGGCCUACUCCCACGCACACCCAGCGCGAGAUACUGAUGUGGAACGAGCACUGGGUGCGCUGCAUGAAGGAGCAGAACCAGUGGGAGGCGCUGAAGGAGUACGCCAAGAAUGGGGUGUACGAUCCGUUCCUGUUGCUGGAGAGCGCGUGGCGGAUACCGCAGUGGGACGUGGUCAAGGACGUGCUGAACCACGUCGAGUACCAGUGUCCCAAGGAGUUGGCGUGGAAGAUGACGAUGUACGGUGGUUAUCUGUUGAUCUGUCAGCCGGAGGAGAGUAAGCCGUUGAAGUUCGUCGAGCGGUACGUGGAGAACGCGACCGCGCUGUGUUUGAACGAGUGGAAGAGGUUACCGCAUAUUGUCAGCCACAUACAUUUGAAUUAUCUACAGGCAGCUCAACAGAUCAUGGAACUUCAAGAGGCCUACCAAAUACACAAGGGACUGUCCCAGGCCCACCAAAACUCCUUGCACGACAUGAAGGCUAUAGUUAAGACGUGGAGGAACAGGUUACCCGUGAUCGCCGACGAUCUCUCUCAUUGGAAUGACAUAAUCACCUGGAGACAGCAUCAUUACCAGGCAAUUGUGAAUCAUUACGAAACGGCGAGGGACACGGGAAACGCUAACUCGAUGCUUGGCGUGCACGCCUCAGCCCAGGCAAUCAUCCAUUUCGGCAAGAUAGCGAGGAAGCACAAGAUGCCGGCAGUCUGUCUCGAGACCCUGAACAAGAUCUACACGAUACCCAGCGUGCCGAUCAUCGAUUGUUACCAGAAGAUACGACAAGAGGUCAAGAGUUACCUCCAGAUAGCAUCUUUGAAGGAUAAGACGGAAUUCCAGGAAAUUCUACCGUUAGGACUGGAGGUCAUCAACAACACCAACAUCCAGUUCUUCGCCAAAGAGAUGACCGCCGAAUUCUACGCCCUCAAAGGCAUACUCUACCACCUUAUGAACAAAUCGGACGACGCCAACAAGUGCUUCUCGGCCGCCAUCCAGCUGCACGACACCUCGAUCAAGGCGUGGGCGUACUACGGCGACUACCUCGAGGCCAUAUUCACCAGGGACCAGAGGCAGAUCAGCCUGGGCGUCAACGCCAUGGUCUGCUUCCUCCACGCCUGCCGCCACCAGAACGAGGCUAAAUCGAGGAAAUACAUGGCCAAGAUACUGUGGCUGUUGAGCUACGACGACAAGAGUUCCAGCCUCAUGGAGGCCCUGGAUAAAUACUCGGUGGGGGUCAUGCCCAUCCUGUGGCUACCAUGGACGCCCCAGUUGCUCAACUGCCUGGUGCAGUACGAGGGCCACGUGAUCCUCAACAUCCUCUGCCAGGUCGGACGGAUGUUCCCGCAGGCCGUCUAUUUCCCUAUCCGUAUCUUGUACCUGACGCUUCGACGAGCCACGGCCAGGGAAACUAGCGUCCAGCAACACACCCAGGAGGCGGAGGGCGGAGCCGCGCAGGAGCAGACCAGUGUCUCAAGCGCCAGCAACGAGGCGUCAUCGAUUAAAGCCACGCCCGCCAUGAUCAGGUGCUCGAAGAUCAUGAAGAUGCAGAAGGACUUCUACCCCAUCGUCUUGCUUAGCCUGGAGGGCAUAGCCGACCAGAUGGAAUGGUUCAGGGAGAACUGGUACGAGGAGGUGCUGCGCCAGCUGAGACAGGGGCUGGCCAAGUGCUACGCCAUCGCUUUCGAGAACCGCGACACUGUCGGCGACGCCAAGAUAACGCCCCACAUCCUGAACUUCGUGCGCAAGCUGGUGUCCACCUUCGGCAUAGGCGUGGAGAACAUAUCCAGCUCGGUGAACGUCACCUUUCACUCGGCCGCCUCCGAGAGCCUGGCGAGGCGAGCCGAGGCCACGUACCAGGACCCGGUGUUCAAGGAGAUGAAGCAGGAGUUCACGAAGGACUUCGAUUUCUCGCAGUCGAACAGCAUGCGGCUGCACAAUCUGAUCUUCAAGCUGAAGAAGUGGAUCAAGAUACUGGACAACAGGUCGAAAAUGUUACUUCAGUCGUUUUUGAUGGAGGACAAGUGCCGUUUCCUGUCGAUCUUCUCGCUGAAGACGGCAGAGGUGGAGUUGCCCGGGGAGUUCCUGCUGCCCAAGCACAACCACUAUUUCGUGAGGAUCACGAGGUUCAUGCCGAGGGUUGACGUCGUCCAGAAGCAUAACUGCUCGGCGAGAAGACUGUACAUCAGAGGACACAACGGCAAAAUCUACCCCUACCUGGUGGUGAACGACUCCGGUUUGGCGGAUGCGAGACGGGAAGAACGCGUCCUCCAGCUGUUGAGGAUGAUGAACAACUGCCUGGGCAAACAGAAGGAGACCUCCAGACGUUUCCUAAACUUCACGAUACCACGCGUUGUGGCCGUCUCGCAACAGAUCAGACUGGUCGAGGACAACCCCAGCUCCAUAUCCCUGCUCGACAUCUACAAAUCCGGUUGCGUGAAACUGGGGAUAGACUACGACAAACCCAUCAACUACUACUACGAGAGACUGGCCAGCGUGCAGAGCAGGGGUAUCAAGGCGAGCCACCAGGUGUACAGGGAUAUUUUGAAGGGGGUGCAGAGCACCAUGGUGCCGAGGAACCUGCUGAAGCAGUGGGCCCUCAAGACCUUCCCUUCGGCCACCGAUUAUUGGCAGUUCAGGAAGAUGUUCACGCUGCAACUGGCCCUGGCCUGUUUCGCAGAGUACGUCUUCCAUUUGACGAGGCUGAACCCCGAUAUGAUGUAUCUGCAUCAGGACUCCGGACUGAUGAACAUAGCUUACUUCAAAUUUGACGUUGACGACAGUACAGGUGAACUGGACACUACCAGACCAGUACCGUUUAGAUUGACACCAAACAUAAUCGAAUAUUUGAAUCCGGUGGGUAUAAGCGGCCCCCUGACGGCAUCUAUGAUCGCUACGGCGAGAUGCUUCGUUUAUCCCAACUUUAAGGUAUUAGCAAUACUCAAACCGAUCCUCAAGGACGAAAUGAUCCUUUCCCGAAUGAAAAAAUCAGAAGAAUCCCCGUUGAGCAACAGAGAGAAGAUAGCCGAUGGCGAACAGGUCAUAAAUAUGGUCAACAGGGCCGUUACCUCGAUAUCUAAUAGACUGAACACUUUGGCGCACUUCGACGGUGUAGAUAGCAGGUUGGCCACUUUAGUGGCAGCGGCGAGUAGUCACGAUAACUUGUGUCGUAUGGAUCCAGCGUGGCAUCCUUGGUUGUAAUUUUAUCAUAUUUCUAUAAUUUUGUAUACAUGUCUAAAGUUUUGAAUUUUAAGUUGAUAGGUAUUUUAUAUUAAAAACGUGAUAACUA